AUGGCGGAUGUCAAUGCAACAGACCAUGCGGUGAAUAGCAGACAAACAUUGUCCCCAAGCAAUACUCGAGAGUCUGCUCUUUCUCGCGAACUUUCUCGCCAAACAACAAACCCUGAAUAUGGUGAUCUCGGCCCAGAUCCGGAUGAAGAUGGUUUGAGCGAAAAGACCACCAGAGACGCUUCAGGGUCUCGAGCUUCAGGGCGCGACAUCAACCUGACGCGGACCAUCACUAGACGGGAGACCAUUUUGUCGAGGAUUCGAACGAGAGCACCGAUUGGAAAUUUCAGCCACCCGUUAGAACAUCAGAAAACGACUGUCGAGGAUUUGGUUGAUUUCGAUGGCGAAGACGACCCCUACAGACCAGUCAACUGGGCACUGAAGAAAAAGAUCGUCACUACGGCUCUUUACGGUUUCACCACCAUGACAGCGACCUGGUCCAGUGCUGCGUACAGUCCCGGAACGAGGCAAGUGGCCGAUGAGUAUCAGGUUGGGACACAAACCGCUACACUGGGUACGACCUUGUUUCUCCUCGCUUUCGGCAUUGGCCCUUUAUUAUGGGCGCCACUGUCCGAGGUCUAUGGAAGAAAGCAUGCUGUCCUGCCGCCCAUGUUCGUCGCGGCAUGCUUUGCAUUUGCUACCGCAACCGCGAAGGAUCUUCAGACCAUCAUGAUCACCCGGUUCUUCUGCGGCUUCUUCGCCUCGGCCCCGGUUACGAAUACGGGAGGCGUUUUGAGCGACCUGUUCCCUCCCUCUCAACGGGGUAUUGCUAUUGCAUCGUAUGCUAUGGCUGUCGUCAUAGGACCAGUCUUUGGGCCAAUCGUUGGUGCUGCUUUUGUCGUUCAGCCAAGCCUCGGUUGGCGAUGGUCUGAGUAUCUGACAGGCAUAAUGAUGCUUACUAUCUUGGUGAUUGACAUGAUCUUCUUGGAUGAAUCGUACCCGCCACGUCUACUUGUCUACAAGGCCCGCCGGCUGCGCCACCAGAGCGGAAAUUGGGCUUUGCAUGCCAAAUUCGAAGAAUGGGAUGUAUCAAUCAAAGAGCUGGCGACAAAGUUCUUGGUCCGACCUUUUCAGCUUCUUAUGACGCCUAUUUGUGCGCUUGUUGCGCUAUAUGCAAGUUUCUGCUAUGGCAUCUUGUACAUGCAGCUCGGCGCCAUUCCGAUUAUCUUCGCAGAACACCGAAAGUGGAAAGAACUUCCUUCAGAGUUACCGUUCUUGGGCAUUCUCGUUGGCGCAUUCACUGGUGCCGGCAUCAAUGUCUAUAAUCAGCUGGUUUACAAUCGUAAAUCGGGGGGUAAGACUUGCCCAGAACUACGUCUGCCGCCGAUGAUGCUUGGCUCUUUUCUUUUCAGCGCCGGCAUGUUUGUGACAGGCUGGACUGCAGAUCCAAAAUAUCACUGGAUCGCUCCGACUAUCGGCUUGUAUUUGACCGGUGUCGGCUUUUUUACCAUUUUCCAGGCUGCGCUCAACUACCUCGUGGAUACUUUUCAACGAUAUGCUGCUAGUGCAGUAGGAGCGAACACUUUCUUGCGGUCAUGCUUUGCAGCAGCGUAA
Messenger RNA from Exophiala spinifera, 1551 nucleotides. RefSeq lists its product as uncharacterized. The transcript has 6 exons. The record is from RefSeq and is a predicted model, not a curated record. Lineage: Eukaryota; Fungi; Ascomycota; Eurotiomycetes; Chaetothyriales; Herpotrichiellaceae. Gene Ontology annotation, biological process: transmembrane transport. The coding region runs from base 1 to 1551 and encodes 516 amino acids. Gene Ontology annotation, molecular function: transmembrane transporter activity.